This is a messenger RNA of Ostreococcus tauri, 1782 nucleotides long. RefSeq names its product Ankyrin repeat. The record is from RefSeq and is a predicted model, not a curated record. Gene Ontology annotation, molecular function: protein binding; fatty-acyl-CoA binding. Lineage: Eukaryota; Viridiplantae; Chlorophyta; Mamiellophyceae; Mamiellales; Bathycoccaceae. The transcript has a single exon. Bases 1 to 1782 code for a protein of 593 amino acids.
AUGGCCGCGGACGCCGCGAGCGUCGACGCGGCGAUCGACGCGGUGCGAACGGAGUACGAGCGGUUGCUGCGACGCACGCGCGCGGUGCAUGAGAUGAAAAUCACGGUGAAACGGGCGGCGGUGGCGCGCGCGAGGCGUCAGGGCGACGCGCGGGCGGACGCGCUGGAGGCGGAGGCGGAGGCGGCGGAGGCGGAGCGAGACGCGGCGAUCGACGAGCUCGAGCGAGAGAUGGAGCGGGAGAUCGUCCGGGCGAAGACGGCGGUGCGUGAGGAAAUAGACGAGGAGGUGAUGCGGAGAGAGGCGAUCGAGCGACAUUUGGAGGAGGAACGGCGCCGCGCGGCGGAGGCGGAGGCGGGCGCGGGACCGGAGGCGUUGCGGUCGCAAUUGGGCGUCGAGGAGCAGGACACGUACGAAGACGCGGAUGAUCACAGGACGACUUCGCCAGAGGGGACACCGAGGCCGAUCGAGGGGACGAGUGGCGAGGUCAAAGGUAACCGAGCCAACGCGUUUCAACGACUGAAGACGACGCUUCAUAGGAAAACGAGCGGCGGCACAGAUGAGUCAGAGAAAGCGCUCGACGAGGAGAUGAGAGAACCGGCGGUGGCGGAAGAGGCGACAAUUCAUACGAAGACACCGAGCGUCACCAUGGCGGCGCUCGCGCCUAAACCGGUGCCAAUGAUGUCCAUGUCUCAGCUCGCGCCAAAGCCAAUUGAGCAGGCACCAAAGUCCACGCAGGCUUCCGAUCCACUCAAAGAUAUGGUGCAGCGUCUGCAGUCUUCGAAAGUUGGACCAAUGGAGAACCGUGUGACGUCGGCACCGAGAGAGCGAGUGGAGAAGAACGAGACUAUCGUGAGCGCAACAGCGACAAAAGUGCCUCGAGCAUUUCACGAGCCAAUGUCAACAAGAACUGUCGCGGCGAAGGAGCGCUCGAGCGACCCGUUCGCACCACCUCGAGGAUUGAGCGCCGCAGUCAAAGCGUUGGUCGGUAGGGAGAAUCCGUCCGAGCGUACGAGGACGAUCGAGGACGCUUUCGGGAUGCCACAGGCGACGUACAGAGCCCCGGCGCUCGCGACUUUUCCGGAGACUCCGCGAGUGAACGCUGACGUCUUCGCCCCGGAACCUCAGUCGGCGCCGAUACCAGCAGCGCCGGUACACGUAGAGCCGAAUCCGUACGUAAUGUCUGCUAGGGAUUUGCAACCGAGGAAACGCGUGGGAAUGCCCAAACCAAGUCAAGGAUUGGGAUUGGACCACGGCGCUACUCGAGCGCCAGCUGCACCAGACGUGGGACCGACCAAGACGGAGGUUGGAGCUCAGAAGCGUGAUCGUGGUCUAGCACUGUUGCCGCCAAAUGAGUUCCCAGCGCCCGAUUCACCGGUUUCGGAUUCCGCCACAGCCGUGGUCCUCAAGCCUAAAAUUCCUCGAGGAAUGGUUCCGCACCAACCCUUCAAGGUCUCAGAGAUUCGAAACAUAUUUUCCUACGCCCGUCACGGGCGUUACGACGAGAUGAAAAAGCUGAUCGUCAAAGGCGUUCCUCUGGACGCAAGAGACGAGCAUGGGAACACACCGCUCAUCAUCGCGAGCCAGAACGGUCAAGGACGAUGCGUAAAACUCCUCAUCCGAAGUGGCGCCGAUCCCAACGCACAGAACAAGCGCGGGAACACCGCUCUGCACUUUACCCUUCACUUUCGCUUCGAUGCCAUCUCCGAUUUCAUCCAAAAACACGGCGGGAUGACAAACAUACGAAACUUUGAUGGCGCGACAUGUUUCGAGUUCGUCGGGUAG